UCGGGCCUCUUCUAGUCCAUUUCCUUUCAUCUUCCCCAUUUUCCUCUUUUUUCUCUUGACGCUAGACAUGAGCAAGGAAAUAGACGAAUCAGAUCGUCCAUGGCAGUCUUACCAUACAGUAUACACAAAUGCCAAAGCAGGAAUGGAUGGAGUUGACAAGGAGAAAGUACAAAAGAUAGUUUAUGAAAUGAGUAAAGGCUCUAAAUAUUUUGAGAACGAAGAACGCAAGGAUGCAUAUAUAAAACAAAAAAUAGAGAACAUGCGUGCUCAAUGCGAAAAGCUCACUGAGAUGGACAUAUCUCAUUAUCAGAUGGUUGCUGAUAAGAGAAUGGUAGAGCUGGAAGCGGCAAGAGACUUGUCCAAGACCUGGUUGCAUGUUGAUAUGGAUGCUUUUUAUGCAGCUGUUGAAACAUUAGCAGAUCCUUCAUUGAAAGGCAAACCCAUGGCUGUUGGUGGCAUGUCCAUGAUCUCCACAGCUAAUUACGAGGCACGUAAAUUUGGAGUUCGUGCUGCAAUGCCUGGUUUUAUUGCACGUAAAUUAUGCCCAGAGUUGGUGUUUGUUCCUGUGGAUUUCACGAAAUAUAACUAUUAUAGUGAUUUAACCAGAAAAGUUUUUCAGAAAUACGACCACAAUUUCAUCGCAGCUAGUUUGGAUGAGGCGUACCUAGAUAUAACUGAAAUCUGCAAAGAAAGGAGCGCGAGUAGUGAAGAAAUUGCUGGCGAACUCAGGAAAGAUAUCUAUGAGGGAACUGGUCUUACAUGUAGCGCUGGGGUGGCACCUAAUCUCUUGCUUGCCAAGGUCUGCUCUGAUAUAAAUAAACCAAAUGGGCAGUUUGUUUUGCCCAAUGAUCGAACUGCUGUCAGGACAUUUAUAUCAUCACUCCCUAUUCGUAAGAUUGGGGGCAUUGGUAAGGUCACAGAAAGUCUCUUGAGAGAAGUUCUGGGAAUCAAAACUUGUGAUGAGAUGUUGGUAAAAAGGGCGUUUCUCUAUGCAUUAUUUUCUUCUUCGUCAUCAGAUUCUUUCCUAUCUGCUGCAAUGGGAUUAGGAAAAACAGAUGCUCCUGAAGGUAGGUUACGAAAGAGUAUGAGUAGUGAGAGAACAUUUUCAGCCACAGGCGACGAGGCAAAGCUUUAUGAAAAAUUGGCAAAUAUAUCAGAGACUCUAUCAACUGAAAUGCAAAAAGAAGGUCUCUAUGGUCGCACAUUGACGCUAAAACUAAAAACUGCUUCUUUUGAGGUUCGGAGUAGAGCUGUAACUUUGCCAAAGUUUAUUUAUUCCAGCGAAGAUAUAUUAAAUCAUGCUUCGAAGUUGCUUAAGGCCGAGCUUCCUCUUUCACUGAGACUGAUGGGUCUACGCAUGUCUCAUUUCAGUGAUUGUGAAGCUGGGAAUGCUGAUCCGUUGCAGAAGACACUGAAGAAUUUUGUUAUUGUAGGAGAUGCUUCUACAAAAGCCAUGAGUAGUAGCAGUUCUGUGAGAACAGACAUGGGUGGCAACCAACUAAUGGUUGACGCAGAUGUUGAUCACCAUAUUGAUGGUGGUGAGAAGAUCAGUAUUUCUGGUUCUGAUUAUACGUAUGAAGAGAAUUCAAUGAACACUAAUUCUCUACAUCACCUUGAACUCGAUUACCAAAAAGAUGGUGCUGCUAGUGACAAAGACGCCUAUCCAGCCUAUAGAAAUGAUAGCCUAUCCGAGGUGGAUAUCACACAAUUGCGUGAAGAUGGUGGUGUGGAAGCGUUGAGAGAUGUACAGGAUGUAAAUGGAGAGAACAAAGAGGAAAAUAUCAUGGAGAAUCCUACAGCAUUGUUGUCCAUUCAAGAAGAACAGUUUUACUGGAUUGAUGAUUAUAAGUGUUCUUUGUGUGGGUAUGAAUUGCCUCAAAGUUUUGUAGAGGAAAGGCAAGAGCAUUCUGAUUACCAUUUUGCGGAGAUGCUUCAGAAAGAGGAGUCCCAUCAGACCCCGAGAACCGUUUUGCAGAGGUCUAACCAGAAACCAAGCAGUAGUGGAGAGACCAAAAGCAAAAAGCGUAAAAUGUCCGCAAAAGAUGGCAAGCAUAUUCCUAUUGAUCUAUUCUUUUCUAAGACUAAUCAGAACUUUUAAAUCAAAAUGUUUCUUCUGCAUCUGUAUAGAACAACUAAAGCCCCUUGCAUUGUAUCAUAUGUGUUUCAGUUCUUUAUAUCUUUGUACACUAGACUUCUGUAAGAUUGGAUUUAAGUUAAUUCAAUUCAAAAUGAACCGGAGACUCCUGAAACAUGAAAUACUCGUUGUAAUAUUAAUAUUCAACCAGUUAAUAAAAU
Messenger RNA from Papaver somniferum (opium poppy), 2295 nucleotides. RefSeq names its product DNA polymerase kappa. NCBI's taxonomy places the organism in Eukaryota, Viridiplantae, Streptophyta, Magnoliopsida, Ranunculales, Papaveraceae. Gene Ontology annotation, molecular function: damaged DNA binding; DNA-directed DNA polymerase activity. The record is from RefSeq and is a predicted model, not a curated record. The transcript is spliced from 14 exons. Gene Ontology annotation, biological process: error-prone translesion synthesis. The coding region runs from base 68 to 2098 and encodes 676 amino acids. Gene Ontology annotation, cellular component: nucleus.